This is a messenger RNA of Mya arenaria, 1143 nucleotides long. RefSeq lists its product as uncharacterized. The transcript is spliced from 2 exons. The coding region runs from base 566 to 1102 and encodes 178 amino acids. NCBI's taxonomy places the organism in Eukaryota, Metazoa, Mollusca, Bivalvia, Myida, Myidae. The record is from RefSeq and is a predicted model, not a curated record.
GAACAGUCGUAUUUAGCGCUCUGAGAAAUUAUCAUUUAUCAUCAUAAAUUUACAUAAAUUACAAGAAUAUUUAUUGUUUUCAUCAACAAGACGACUAAAAAGACUCUAAGACAUCAUUAACAGGUUGUAACUGAUCACACAUUAUGGAAGAAGAAGGCGAAAUGUCAAUGCCUUCGCCAGACAAAAGGAAAGAUGAUUCAGAACAGAAAAUUUGUCGGUUUCUCAAGAAGGGGGAAGAAGUUCUUGACACUUUUAAAAUGUCAGUCAGGGCAUUUGAGUCACAAUCGUUACAGUUCAGAGAACUGCAGAUAGCUGUCCACGAUCUGAAACGCAAAUCUGACAGCACUGAUGUGGAGGUUCCUCCAAAGAGGGCGAAACUCAGCAAACAACCAGGCACUGCAGAAGCACAACAGUCCUGCAGUGCUACGCCAGAAGAAAUUGUAUCUGACUCAGAUGAUGACAUCUCUAUGCUUGUCAGACAGGAAGUCGACAAUACUGCUAAUUAUACUACAGGGGACAGUUUCCUUGAUAGUAUAGAGCAGUUUUUCAAACACUUGGUGAAGCAAUGACCGAAAAGGUAGCCAACACUAUCAACAAGGCCCUUCGGGGAAAGACGGACAAUGAGAAGAUGAAAAAACUUGGCGAAAAAUACAAAAGGCCAUCAAACAUAAAUAACCUACAAACGGCAAGACUGGAACCUGUCCUGUGGGUCCAAGUUAAGAACGGGACAAAGAGCAUUGAUGCGAACCGUCAAAAACUGAUUGCUGCACUUAAUUUAACACUUCUACCCAUCGUGAAGGCGUUGGAAGAGCUGCAUCUCAACAAAACCAACAGUGGGGACAAAUUGGCGGAAUAUGUUGGAGAUGCAUUCCGCAUAGCUGCAGGGCAAAUUUGUGCCAUCAACAAUGAGAGACGGGAGUCCGUUAAAAGGAAACUGACUUCCAAGUUUAAGCCAUUAUGCCAGGUAGCAACUACCAGUGCCACGAAUCUUCUGGGGGAUGACUUUGGCGAACAAAUCAAUGCGCUUGAUGCCAACAAGGACAUUAAGAUGACCAACAAAAAUCCACAAAACAUAAUAAAAACAAGAAAUAUUACCAAAUAACGUUAUUUUAUAUUAGUUCUGUACACAAAAAAAAUAAAUAU